CAAUGGAAGAGAAAAAAUAUAAGUAUUAUUCAUUAUAAAAUUCUUUAGAGCUACUGAAACCAUAAUUAAAUAAGGAGAUGAUGGUGAUUAAUUAUUUCUAGUUGAUUAAGGACUAUUAGAUUGUAAAUAGAGAAACAAAUAAAAUGAAGAAAAAAUUGUUAAAUCUUAUUAGCCUGGAGAUUUUUUUGGUGAAAUGGCUUUGCUAUAUAAUGAAAAAAGAGCUGCAACAAUAAUGGCCUUUACAGAUUGUGUAUUAUGGGUACUUGACAAAGAAACAUUUGAUACUUUUAUUAAAUAACCUGUUUUAGAAAAACGAUAGAGGUAAUCAUCAAUUUAAUAUUAGAUAUGAUGGGAUUUUGCAAAAAUUUCCAAUUUUACAAUAAAUUGAUCCUUACCUUAGAUAAUAAAUUGCAGAUGCUUUACAUGUAGUAAGUUUCAAAGCCGAGGAUGUAGUGUUUAAAUAAAAAGAUAAAGGAGAUUAUUUUUAUUUAAUUCAAGAGGGUUAAUUGAAAGCAUUUAAAAAAGGAGAAGAAGAUGAAGAUGAAGAAUAAUGUGUAUUUGAAUUUUGUGAAUUUGAUUAUUUUGGGGAAUUGGCUAUGUUAAAAGAAAUACAUAGAUAGGCAACUAUUGUUUGUGAAACUGAUUGUAUCCUUUUAGGAUUGGACAAAUAAUCAUUUACAAAAUUAUUAGCACCUAUACAUGUAUAAUAUAAAAUAAUUUUAGGAUGUUAUAAAACAAGGAACAGGAAGAUAUCUUAAUUUUAGUUUUAAUUGA
Messenger RNA from Paramecium pentaurelia, 774 nucleotides. Lineage: Eukaryota; Ciliophora; Oligohymenophorea; Peniculida; Parameciidae. The record is from the annotation of a GenBank genome assembly.